GUGUUUAACCACCGAUCGAAAUAUCAUAUGUAUAUUAAAAGUUCAUUAAAAUAAGUGUACGUUCCUUGGCGAAAUUUCAUUAUAGAAUUGUAAUCGUAUACAAAUCACAGCCAUGCUAAUUGUGAAGUUUCCGGUGGUCUUUUUUAUUAUACUAAUGGGUAGGAUUAACUCAAGCAUUCCGACCCGCCCGACUAUAUUUGCUAUCGGAACGAUCUACGAGGGAGCAUCACUGACCAUAGUUUGUAGUAGCCCAUCAACCACCAACCCGUCAAACCACACUCUGACAAUGAGGUACAGCUGGACACGAGGUGGAUAUUCCAUCAUAGCGAGUGAAAGGUUUUCCUUUGACAGCAGUGCACAGAGAAAGUUGACAAUAGCGAAUCUUGCCAGAAAUGAUAACCAGACAGUUAUUGGGUGUACAGCUACAGAGGAGAGGGGUAAAUCCUCACUGUCGUCUGUCUACACGAUAACAUUUACAUUGUGCUCAAAUACGCUGACAAACUUCAGUGGAGUUAUCGAGAGCCCCAACUUUCCGAAUGCCUACCCUCAUAACCUUAACUGCACCUGGGUGAUUGACACAACCAUGGGAAACACUGUCAACAUCUCAUUCUCACAUUUUAGUCUCGAGAAGAACUGCAACUUCGAUUACUUAAAGAUCAAUGAUGGUGACCAACCAACGUCUACUUCAUUAGGAACAUUCUGUGGUACUAAUUUACCCCAGCCUAUAUCGUCUAGUACCGACAAAGUGUGGAUUAAUUUUAUUACCGACCACUCUGUAGCCAAGAAUGGUUUCCGGCUGCAGUAUAUUACUAAUGGAUGUGGUGGAUACCUGCGUACACCAACUGGAUCUUUCAUUAGUCCUAACUAUCCAAACCCUUACCCUCACCGACGCCAGUGUGAGUGGACUGUAGUUGCCGAAACAGGAUUAUACGUUCAGUUGACCAUCGAGAAAAUUAACCUUGAAACUCAAAAUAACUGUCUGUAUGAUGUUUUGGAAAUCUACGGCGGCCCAGAUGACACUGCUCCAAGACUAGCCCAGCUCUGUCACCAUCAAAACAGUCCCCAGGUCCUGUCUUCUCCCGGAAACACAAUGUUUGUGCGCUUCAAGAGUGAUGGAUCAACUGCUGGCAAUGGAUUUAACGUCACAUACAGGACCGUUACUGGUUGUGGUGGAAAUUUCACCAUACAACGCGGCACGAUCGUGUCUAAGAAUUAUCCCAACAACUACCCUAACAGCAGUGUCUGUGAAUGGCUGGUUACUGUCAAAGAUCGGCACAACAUCGAGCUGGAGUUUACAGACUUCGAUGUGGAAGGGGCGUCGUCAGACUGCAGAUAUGAUUACGUGGCUGUUUAUGAUGGUCCUUCCAUUGAUGCCACAGAGUUGAUGAAACACUGUGGUAACUCACUCCCUAACUCCACCAGAUACCGAUCUCUCAGUAACCAGCUCUACAUCCGCAUGAAGACCGACGGAAGUGUCAGUAGGCGGGGAUUCAGGGCAAACUAUACCACAGUUUCAGACGUGUCUCUAUCUCCAUCCCAGACGUCCUAUACGGUGACAGAAGGAAACACGCUUGUACCUAUAACAUGUUCUGCCACGUGUUACCCGGUAUGUUUGUACACGUGGUCCAGAUUAGGGGUGACGGUCAGCUCUACGGCCACACUUAACCUUGGUCAGGCGGAGAGAGCGGAGGCCGGAUCAUACGUUUGCACGGCAAGACACCCUGGUUUAGGUGUAUCAAGAACAGGACCACUAGUUGGAGUCGCUAUCAGAUACGGUCCAGAAAACCUGUCUCUGUCUCCAUCCCAGACGACAUACACGGUGACAGAAGGACACACACUGGUGUCUAUAACGUGUUCUGCCACGUGUAACCCGGCCUGUACGUACAAGUGGUCCAGAUCUGGGGUGGCGGUUAGUUCUACAGCAACACUAAACCUUGGUCAGGUUGUGAGAGGGGUGGCCGGAUCGUAUAUUUGUACGGCAAGGAACCCAGGGUCAAAUAUUACACGGAACGGAAAAACAGUGAACGUCAAUGUCAGAUACGGUCCAGACAAUAUGUCUUUAUCACCAUCAACCACGUCGUACACGGUUACGGAAGGAGACACUAUAAAGGCUAUAACGUGUGCUGCAACUUGUAACCCGGCCUGUACGUACACGUGGUCCAGAUCAGGAUCGACGGUCAAUUCUACAGCCACACUGAACCUCGGUCAGGCUGUGAGAGGGGAAGCCGGAUCGUAUGUUUGUACGGCAACAAACCCAGUUUUAGACGUAUCUAGAAGUGGAUCAAUAAUAAUAGUCACUGUCAGAUACGGUCCAGAUAACGUGUAUUUGUCACCAUCAACCACGUCGUACACGGUGACAGACGGAAACAACAUUGGAGCUAUAUCGUGCUCUGCCACCUGUAACCCGGCCUGUACGUACAAGUGGUCCAGAUCUGGGGUGGCGGUUAGUUCUACAGCCACACUAAACCUUGGUCAGGUUGUGAGAGGGCAGGCCGGAUCGUAUAUUUGUACGGCAAGGAACCCAGGGUCAAAUAUUACUCGGAACGGAAAAACAGUGAACGUCAAUGUCAGAUACGGUCCAGAUGACGUGUCUCUAUCUCCAUCCCAGACGUCUUAUACGGUGACAGAAGGGCACACGCUCGUACCUAUAACCUGUUCUGCCACUUGUAACCCGGCCUGUACAUACACGUGGUCAAGACCAGGGGUGACGGUCAGCUCCACAGCCAUACUGAAUCUCCAUCAGACGGAGAAAGCAGAGGCCGGGUCUUACGGUUGUACGGCAAGAAACCAAUGGUCAAAUAUUACACGCAAUGGACCAAUAGUGAGCGUCAGUGUCAGAUACGGGCCUACUGCAGUAGCAUUGAGUCCAGGCACACUAAACUAUACCAAGAAUGAAGAUGACACACUUGCACCAAUUACUUGCUCUGCCGAUUGCUUUCCCGCAUGUAAUAUUAUUUGGCGGAAAACUAGCGGAAUAUUAGGUAUCGUCAGUUCCAACGCCUCUUUUAACUUGAGAGAACUCAACAGAACUGACAGGGGCAGAUACAAAUGUGUGGCGACAAAUCCUUACACAUUCACAAAUACUACAAGUAAAGACGUUACCAUCAACGUCAGAUAUGGCCCAGACCGUAUAACACUGAAUGAAUCCAAUAUUCACACAGUGACGGAAGGAGACGCUGUCAGUAAUAUUUAUUGUUCAGCGGAUUGCUGGCCAGGAUGUGUCUAUACUUGGUCUAAUUUGACUAACAAUCAAACAAUGGUCUCGUCCGCGAUUCUGGUGUUUGGGACAGUGAAUCGCUACGACGCCGGUGAUUACAUGUGCUUGGCUUGGAACACUGCACCUCAGUUUUCGGGAGUGGCAUCAAAACACUUCACCCUUCGUGUUCAAUAUGCACCUGAUGUUGCGAUAAGCCAAUCGAAUACUUUAUUACUCGAAAAUACCCCACUUAAUCUCCGAUGCAAGGCAUUAGGUGUCCCAGCUGUUUACAACUACGCGGGCUUUGUGCAACGAGUUGGUGAUAUAGUGGUCCCUAACAGGCACGUGGAGAACCCAGGUGUGAUGGAUAGUAUAUCUGUCAACAUCCCUUCCCUCCAACUCCAGGAUACAGGGAUUUACACUUGCUACGUUCAUAAUAACGUUACUGGCCUCGAUAAACAACUCAUUCAGACUGCUUCACAAAACAUCGAGGUCUCAGCAUCUCCACAAUUCUUCCUGGAGGAAACAUAUUUUGUCGGAGAAACGUCAGGAAACAUUACCAUAGAAGUUCCAUUCGUAAGUUUUCCUGAAUACACAUCAUACAGCGUAAUAAGACACGACGGACAAUUGGUUUUGAUGAAUGGAAAAAACACAUUACGCAUGAGGAAUGACUCUGUUUUUGCUGUGUUCUAUGGACAGCAAGUCACACUAUCUGGAAACGUUUUACAAGUUAUCAUAAGCGACUUGGCAGAGAAGGAUUUUGGGAUAUAUAAAAUACAAAUAACCAAUGAUAUCAAUACGGCAAAUUUAAGCAUUGAUAUCAUGGCAAAAAGCAAGCCGUCUCCACCAACAGAACUAAAUCUGACCACUUUAGACAAGACUGUUACCUUUGAAUGGGAAAAGGGGUUCAACGGUGGAAAUGAACAGACAUUUGUUUUGAAUACGUCUCUCAAUUCAGAUGGUUCAUGGAUGUUUAUAACAACUGUCAAAGAAUCUGAAUUAAAGUAUAUAGAAGACGAUGGAAAGUUUCACGUGAGUUUAACGAACCUAGAGCCGGGAGUUUACAGCGCCAGAAUUAUGUCAUUUAACAUUUUUGGAGCAACUGAUCCUGUCGAGUUCAAAAAUAGUUUCGAAAUAAUGGAAUAUAGCAAAGACGCCUCAGCUCGCAAACGCGUUUUAGUUAUUGGAGGAACAACUGGAGCGAUAGCAGGUGCACUACUUGUUGUCUUUGUCAUCGUUGUUUUUAUCAAACGAAAGUACGCCUGCUCAAUUAAAUUUGCUGAACGGGAAGAUAUGUACCAAAAUACACAUUCAGAACCGAAAACAGUUACACAAGGAGUUGACAAUCCCCAAUAUAACACCGAAGCCCAGACGUACGAGGAGUUGUCCAUGACGACGGACAUAGGGGUUUACACUGAUCUUAAAAAUGUCGACGAUGGUCCGGAUAAUCCGAAUAUCUACGCGCAGUUGGAUGAGUCCAGUUUAAACCCCGUUACGUCCGACGAUACUGUCGAAAAAGAAGAUCCCAUUUACAUCAACUUAGUGUUGAAAAACCCAGCCCAGCUGCAAAAGACGCCGUUUACAACAGCAUCGUGUUAGAAUAGCCAGUGCACAUUUAACACUGCCGUUGUCAUUGCAAUCCGAAUGCUUAAUCUCUAUUAAAAUGCGAGUGACCACUUUUGUAAGAUUAAGACAAAAUCAGAGAGAAAUCAGGAACAAUAAUGUUUCAGUAAUUGUAUGGCGUAAUUCAAAAUAUUAUUUCCAAAAUUAAUCCUUAAUUACAAAUAAGUAAAUGAUCAUAUGUAAAACAAUAUAUGCUUCUGGUGUGCUAUUGUUUGCUUUUUUUAAUUCAUAUUUUAUUCUAUGUUUUGCUUAUUUUAAAAUACCGUAGUGGAUCUAUUUUAUUUUACGCUUGUAAAUAGAAAACAUCGUUUAAAAAAUCGCAUACCAAAUCCAACUAAAGCACUAAAAAAUAAAACGUAGUGUAUUAUGGUUGUGAUACACGCACACUGUUUUUUAGCUAGAUACGGAUGAUAUGUGCGAUUGUUUUGUGUCCGUAUGCGUGGUACUAAAGAUCUUAGUUAGAGAUAUACUAAGGACCGAUAUUAUACUCGUCUUGGUUCAAAGUACUGUCGAUCAGACACCGUUUCACCUAGGUUGUAAUUAGGUCGUUUUCAGCUUUUCAAAGUUGCUAGAUUUUUAUAUAUAGUAUGAAUGCACUGUGCUGCUUGUGGAGUUUUGUGCUGUUCUUCCAUGUUUCUUGUUUGUGAUUUUAUGUUUUAUGUCUUUGGCGUUUACCAAGUUCCAAUAAACCGGGUUUAUGAUUAAACGUUUUGCUACUGAGCUUGUUUCUGUAGUUUUUCGCAUAAAUAUUGGAAGCGCUUCAUAAGGCGAGUGUUUUAAUUUCGUAUCCAUGCUGCGAAAGGUCCGAGUGCGAAAAUUAACUUUUUUGAAUUCAUGCAUUCAUUGUUUUUCGAUAAAAGCAGUUGACUGAACUGGACCAUAACCAGAUUGUUUGCAUAAAGCAGGUGUUACCUGCAUCAUGUUAGCCAAUUCGUAUUUCCAUAUCUGUGGUACUUUUUUAUAUACAUUUUUUACAGUUUUUUUAAAAUAACGAUGUACUAUAUUUUGAUAACCUCAUAGUUUGAAGCAGUGAGUUUAUCGAAGUAUAAUUAUAUCUCACAUACAGUGCUAAUAUGAAAGAUAAAGACGUUUGUGAUAUGACGUCAUUUGGCUUGAAAAUG
This is a messenger RNA of Mya arenaria, 5940 nucleotides long. RefSeq names its product hemicentin-1-like. The coding region runs from base 113 to 4795 and encodes 1560 amino acids. Lineage: Eukaryota; Metazoa; Mollusca; Bivalvia; Myida; Myidae. The record is from RefSeq and is a predicted model, not a curated record. Gene Ontology annotation, molecular function: protein binding. The transcript is spliced from 24 exons.